UCUGUUUUAGAUUAUCCCUACUGUGUGGUACAUGAAUUACCUGAGCUGACAGCAGAGAGCCUGGAAGCUGGGGACAACAAUCAGUUUUGCUGGCGCAAUCUGUUUUCCUGCAUCAAUCUUCUUAGGAUACUAAAUAAGUUAACCAAGUGGAAACACUCCAGGACAAUGAUGUUGGUGGUAUUCAAGUCUGCUCCCAUUCUGAAACGAGCUCUCAAAGUUAAGCAAGCCAUGAUGCAGCUCUAUGUUCUGAAGCUUCUCAAGGUGCAGACAAAGUAUUUGGGGCGACAGUGGAGGAAGAGCAACAUGAAGACCAUGUCAGCAAUAUACCAGAAAGUGCGGCAUCGCCUCAACGAUGACUGGGCUUAUGGCAAUGGUAUGUCUUGGGUCUCACCCUUACGGUUUUCUUCAGACUUUUCAUGAACCUGCUUCACCUGUGUCAAGUCAAUAUCCCAUGAAGUAUUUGUCUUUAUUGAAAG
Messenger RNA from Gekko japonicus, 476 nucleotides. RefSeq names its product striatin-interacting protein 1-like. Bases 166 to 420 code for a protein of 84 amino acids. Gene Ontology annotation, biological process: cytoskeleton organization. Gene Ontology annotation, cellular component: cytosol. The transcript has 3 exons. NCBI's taxonomy places the organism in Eukaryota, Metazoa, Chordata, Lepidosauria, Squamata, Gekkonidae. The record is from RefSeq and is a predicted model, not a curated record.